GUUUUCCGUCUGCUUUCAGUUCAGCAGUUUAUUUACUAUGUUCGAUUACGUUAGUCGUUAUUGUAAAGCAAAAAGAAUGUAACGUUUGAAUAUUUGUCAAUUAAGAAACUGUUUAAUUAUCUGAAAAGUAAUUGUAGUGUAUUAAAAUACAUAAUAUUAAAUAGUGUUUCGUGUUUAUAAGCUGUAUUAAUAGUAGUUUGCCCUCAGUUUGCCUAAAGGCUAUCGACAACGCCAUGGAAACAAGAAUUCCAUCACCAGCGCGCUCUCUUGGCGCUGCUGCAUCUCCCCGUCGACACCGUUCACGAAAAACACGAAGUGUAGGCUCACCUGCUCGAUCAGCAGCAUCUGGCAGAUUGUCGUCUGUUAUUCAAUUUCAUGAUAAGAAUAAGGACUCGUUUCAUCUAUCUCCGAUUCCCACCAGACGAUCUGUGUUAAAUGAUGACACUGAUAUUGAAGAACCAAGAAGAAGAAGCUGGUGGAAAAAACUUAGUAAUAAUUCCAGAGAUGUCAUGGAGGUCUUAAAUGAAAAUAAAGUAUUGGAAACAAAUGAGGCAGUUGAGGAAUACAUUGAUAUUGAAGUAUUAAGUCAGGAGCAGAAAAACUAUAUAAUGGAUCUUCCAGAAAGUAGUGACAGUGAAUCAAUCAGCAGCAUAGUGAUACCUCAACGAAAACUCUUCACACAAAAGGAAAACCUACCACAAAAGAAAUUUGGACAACUCAUUGAAACGAGAGAGACAUUAGCAAAACUACACAAGACAACAAACAGCGAUAAAACAUUAAAUGUGGCCCCAAGAAACUUAUUUAGCCAAGCACCAAAGACGAAGUCUAAACCAGUCUUCCCUGCAGCAUUACUGAAUAUAUCUCCAAACAAAACUGCAAAUAAGACAAAAGAAACUACAGUUACAGAAGUCAGGGGACAAGUUCGUACUCUAUUUGGUAAUAAAGGAGGUACUAAGCGCAAGAAUAUGUUUGCUGACUUCAUUGUAUCUGACAGUGAUGAAGACAUUUCAGAAAUUCAACCAAAAGUGUUUGGUUUUCAAAGGAAAGAUAAACCACAACAAGAACCUUCAACUGCAUAUAAAAGAGAUACAUCACCAACUUCGAGUAUCACCAUAGAAAAUGAAAUGGAAGAUUGGAAACUUUUGCCUUCAUCUACAAUGGUUGAAAAUCAAUUAGAAGAAAUGAUGACAACUGGUAAAACACCAUUGAAAAGAGCAAAAUUAAGCCAUUUAAAAAGAGCACGAUUAAGCAAAGAAGGCGAUGAAGAAAUCCCAAGACUAAACGGAGAAAAUGGCGGCAAAAACUUAGAGAUAAAUGAAGAAAAUGAUGAUAAAAACCUAGAAGUGAAUGAAGAAAAUAAUGAAGAAGAUCUAGAGACAAAUGAAGAAAAUAGUGAAAAGAACCAAAAGGUAAUUGAAGAAAAUGAUAAAGAAAAUUCAAUAGUAAAUGAAGAAUUCUCAGUAUUAACUGACGAAGAUAACCUAGAAACUAAUAAAGAAAACGAUGAAAAAAACCUUAGUGUUCAAGAAUGUCUAGAAGUAAAUGACGGAGAAAACCUAAAAGUAAAUGAGGUAAACGGUGAAGUAAGUCGCGAAGUAAAUGAUGAAGAAAACCUACAGACAGACGAAGAAAAUGAACAAAAUCUAGAAGGAAAUAAUAGAGAUAAUCUAGAUAUAAAUGAAGAAAAUGGUGAAGAAAGUCCAAAAGACAAUGAAGAAAACCGCGAAGUAAAUGACGAAGAAAACCUAGAGAUAGAUGAAGAAAACCUAGAAGUCAUUGAAGAAAACUUAGAAGUAAACGAAGAAAACAUAGUAGUUUAUAAAGAAAAUGACGUCGAAAACCUAGAGAUGAAUAAAGAAAAUGAUAAAGAAUAUCUAACAGUAGAUAAAGAAAACCUAGAAGUAAAUGAGGAAAAUGACGGAGAAAACUUAGGAAUAACUGAAGACAAUGAUGAAGGUCACCAAGAAGAAAAUGAUAACGAAAAUAGCGAACAAAAUGAAGAAAGUGACGAUGAAAAUCAAGAAGCGAAUGAAACAAUCAAUGACAAUGUCCUAGAAGUAAAUAACGCAGAAAAUUUAGAGACAAAUGAGGAAAAUCCAAACUCAAAUAACAUAAACUUAGAAAUAAAUGAAGAAAAUGACAUAGAAAACCUAGAGAUAAAUGAAGAAUAUGAAGAAGAGCACAAAAAAGAAAAUGAUGACGAAAACCAAGAACAAAAUGAAGAAAGUGAUGAUGAAAGUCAAGAAGUGAAUGUUGAAAGCGAUAGAGAAAAUCAAGAAGUAAAUGAAGUAAGUCAAUUAGAUAUUCAAGAAGAGCACGAAGAAAGUGACAUUGACGCCCUACAAUAUGAAGAAAGUGAUGUUGACGUUCAAGAUGAACAAGAACAAAGUGACAAGGAAGAAAUAGAGGAACAAAAUGAAGUAACACAACAAGAAAGUGAAAGAGAAGAGUCUGACGAAAGAAACCAAGAGACACGAGAAGAAAGCGAUAGAGAUUUCGAUGAGGAUGAUCAAGAACAAGUGGAAACUCAGGAAAUGGCUUCAAAUAAUAGCUCUGCGGAAAUCGAGGACACCAAUGAGAACGAAGUACAAAUUGACGAUGGCGACAAUGAACAAAUUGUCGAUGAAAACGUAGAAGAAAAUGGUACUCCAAAUGUUUCACAUGACACAACAGGCCGACAUAGAAAGAAGGAACAUUCUAAAGAGAACUCGCCCCAAGUUAUUCUUUACGAUCAAACAAGACAAAUGGAAUCUUUUAUGCAAAAAGGUCGCAAUACAAGCUUAAGACGAACUAGUUUAAUGAAAAGCAUGAAUGUUAGGGCUAGUCUAGCACCACCUAAUGAAAGCAUCGCACUUUCAGAUGGAACUAGAAACUCUAGCGCCGAAGGUUCGGGCUGGGAUUCCCAUAGAACCACAAGAAAAACGUUACGACAAACAUUUGGUAAAGAUUUCAGUCCUAGAAAGUCAUUACGUACUCUUGUUAUAGAAAAAUCUGCUAAACGACAAACAGCUUUCGCUGAUGUUACCUCUAUAUCAUCGAAAGUACCAUUAGGUAAUUCUACAGAACUACCGGAAGCUCCAAAUUUACAAGAUGAACUUGCAACUGAAGCCAAUCAUGAUAUUUCGAAGAGAACACGACAGACUACAUUAGAAUUAUAUUUGCAGAAAAUCAAAACCCAAAAUUUAGAAAGAAAAAUGAAAAUGGAGGAAAAUGUAAGAAAUACACUUAAAGCACCAUCAAAAGACAUUUUAAAUCCAUUCAAAGUACCUUCGAAAUCCAUGUUUUCUGCGAAGAAAACAAAUAUGAAACAAGUUCAGAAUAAAUCAAAACCCAAAACAAUAAAAUCAACUCUUAUAAAUUUUGCCGAUUUACCCCCGGAAAUGAUAGAAGACAUGAAAUAUAAACCUCCUAAGCGUUACCAGCCCAGCAACGCAUCUUGGAUCACCAAACGUUUAUAUAAAUUCUUCGAAACAAAACUAGAGCCAAAGUAUGAUUACAAAGCUAGAGUCCGUGCUGAGAAACUAGUGGAGACGUUGUAUCAGUUCGCUAAGGAGUUGAGGCGCGUGGCGGUGGCGCCCGCCGCCGCCGUGGACGCGCUCAAGCACGAGAUGGCGCGCCUGUUGAUUGUGGACACGCACUACGAGUUCUACCAGUUCUUCCACGACUACAUGCCCAGGGAGGUCAGAGUGAAAGUGGUACCUGAUGUUGUGAAUAAAAUUCCUCUACCCCGACACGGGAUAUUCUCUGAAAUCCUGCGUGGGCACACUGUCCAUGAAUAAUCUAUGAUAUAUUAAUUUGUAAGGACUAUCUGAACUAUGUAUGUAAUAAAAUUAUUGUUUUUUUUUUUAUACGGGUUUGAUUGUUAUACUUGUCGCAAUCCUGAAAUGUUCUCUACAUCUUUAUUGCAAUGCUUCUGUAGCUAAAAAAAUUAAUGAAAUCCAAUCCAAAACGAACAGCGGUAGAAAAGUAAAAACUAACUUUAUAUUUUAUAAAACAUGUCUUUAUUUAUAUAGUGGCACUUACAGU
This is a messenger RNA of Diatraea saccharalis (sugarcane borer), 4026 nucleotides long. NCBI's taxonomy places the organism in Eukaryota, Metazoa, Arthropoda, Insecta, Lepidoptera, Crambidae. The record is from the annotation of a GenBank genome assembly.